AUGAAUUGUUUUGAGCACAAUACCCCCUACACACUUCUUUGUUGGGUAAAAGGAUGCAAUAAGAAAUUUCUAUGCAAUCAAUGUAUGUAAAAACAUGAUCCUCAACAUUUCUAAAUGAUUCAAUCUCUAAAUGACCUUGAUUCUUAAAUUAACUAAAUACCCAAAUCCAUUUAAUAAAAUCUAAUUCUCCUUAGCUCUCAAUUAAGUUCUGCGUAACUCCAAAUUACAUUGAACAAAGAUUCACUAAAAAAACAGAUCAUUAAGCUUUCAGAUUUACUUAAGGCUAAACUUGAUCUUGAAAUCAAUAAUUUCUGUUCAUCAGCAAUAGAUUAUACCACUGUUUAUUAUAAAUAGUUUGAAAAUGAUAUUACUGCUUUAUUCAACACCAUCUCUGAACAUUCCAAUAUUUUCACCCCAUAGACAGGUAGACCAAUAAAUGAGUUUUAAUUCACGUAGUUGAUCCAAUAACAAGAGAAAAUGUUUGAUAUUAUUCUGCCAAAGCUGAACCAAUAAGUGUAAAUGUUUGUUCAGCAAAUAUCAAACAAUUAACUAAUCAUGAAAACUGAAAACUUUCAUUCAAUAUUAAAUAAUAACAUUUCUAAAAGUUUUUAAUUGACCAAUUUACUUUUUACUGGUGAAACACUCCAAGCAUAAACACCAAAGCUAAAUCCUAAGUAAAAUCGGAUCAUAUCCCCUUUAAUUCCAAAAAUAGAUCUUAAGAAAAAUGCAUCUCAGUUAUUUCCUUAAAAAUAAUAAUCUGAUAGAACAAGCGAUUAGUAGGCAUUCUAUAAUGAUAGCAUGGUUGAAUUGAGCGGAUCAAGAUUUCUUUAACAAAAAUCUAUCAAUACAGUACUUACUGGGCACACUGAUAUUAUUUUAUGUAUUUGUGCUUUUUCUAAUACUUCAAUUUUAUCAGGGAGUGCAGGAGGAACUAUAAGAAUCUUUUAUAUUGAUAAUGCGUUAACUUAAACUAAAUUGAAUGACCACAAAGGGGAUGUGUUGGCAUUAAUAAAAAUAAACGAUACAAAUUUUUGUAGUGCAAGUUCUGAUUAAACUGUUCGCAUGUGGAAUUAUUAAAGAAAGAUAUGUGAAUAUGUACUUGUUGGACAUGAAAAACCAGUCUAAGCUCUGAUACAUUUAUAAGACUCGGACUAAUUGGCUUCAGGUAGUUUGGAUCACACAAUCAAAAUUUGGUCUCUCAAAAGACCUAAAAUGAAAUUAAACAUUUAAGAUCAUCAAAAAGUCUUCGCUAUAUGUUAUGUAUAAUCUAAAGGAUUAAUUGUGAGUGGAGGAGAGGGUAUCCUAAGUGUGUUUAAUAUGAUAAAUGGAUACUGUAGAGAUAAAUUAGAAGGACAUACAGGAAAUGUUCUAUGUGUGAAGUACUUAAAGGAAGUUGUCAAUGGAGAGUAUAUUUCAUUGAUCUCAUCUGGAGGAUAGGAUUAAAAAAUCAUUUUGUGGAAUCUGGAUAGAGCUUAGAAAUUAUAUAUAUUUGUUGGCCACUAAGAUUAUGUUACUUGUCUGACUUUUGAUAGUGAAAAUAAUCAACUAUGGUCUGGUGGAGCUGAUUAGACAAUCAGAUGUUGGGAUAUUGAUAAGGGUAGAUAAGUUUUUAUUUUUAAAAGACAUACUAAUUAAAUUAGUAGUAUUGAAUAUCUUUCUAGUAGAUAAUUGAUAAUAAGUGGAAGUUGGGAUAAAAAAAUAAGAUUAACAUCUAGAUCUAUCUUAGUAAAUUGA
This is a messenger RNA of Paramecium tetraurelia, 1734 nucleotides long. RefSeq lists its product as uncharacterized. The transcript has a single exon. NCBI's taxonomy places the organism in Eukaryota, Ciliophora, Oligohymenophorea, Peniculida, Parameciidae. Gene Ontology annotation, biological process: proteasome-mediated ubiquitin-dependent protein catabolic process; ubiquitin recycling. Gene Ontology annotation, molecular function: ubiquitin binding. Gene Ontology annotation, cellular component: cytoplasm; nucleus. The record is from RefSeq and is a predicted model, not a curated record.